AUGUGGGGAGGUCCACCGCCAUCCGGCUACUACCCACCCCAGUCAACUGGGGCACCCCCCUACUACGCGCCGUCCUACCCGACCGCAGCCACGCCCUACGGGAGCGCUGCACCCUAUCCACCCUACAGUGCUGGAUACCCGUACGGUGCGGCGCCGCCGUCUUCUGCGGGCGGCGGGCUGGACAUGUCCUCUUCAGUGGCCUUCCCCUCCCCCGGCGCCCAGUACGACGCGCAGUCGCUCGGCGCCAGCUUUGGCGCGCUCUCGCUCAGCAGCGGCUACGGCGGGCCGCCGCCGUCGCAGGGACCACCGGUGUUACUGCGAACAUACUAA
Molecule: messenger RNA, 330 nt
Organism: Acanthamoeba castellanii str. Neff
Lineage: Eukaryota; Discosea; Longamoebia; Acanthamoebidae
Exons: 3
Coding region: 1-330 (109 amino acids)
Source: RefSeq, a predicted model, not a curated record